GUGUUUGAGCGUUGCGUGCGUUUCGUUACGAGCUGCGAGCGGAGAUUUCGAUAUUUCGAUUUCCGAUUUCCGAGCUUUUUGAGCUGCGAGUUUGUUUUGCUUCUUCGGAUCGGUUCGAAUCGCUUCUCGCCUCUAGCCUAGCCGACUUCCGUAUAAGUUCACAGGUUUUGCCGUCGGGCUAGCAUCGAAAAUUUCCAUCACAUCGCGAGAUUCCUGUCGCCCACCGCUUCGGGUUUUUUGUCAGCUAAACGGAACGGAAACCGCCAACGGAAGUUGCGAUACGGGGCAUAGUUUUUAAUUAACCCGUUCCCGGGCUGCCGUGCGCAAAAAUUAGUCAAGUCCAAGAAUAUUUUCCGGACGUCAAAUGCAAAUGAAAUAGUGGCAAGCUGUUUAAAUUUAUGAAUGCAGGCCGAGAAUUAUGUUUCGUCUGAUAAGACGAUGCAAUGAUUUAUGUGUGUGAGAGUGUCUCGAUCUGCCGCCUAACAAUCGAGGGCCAUAAAUAAUGGUCAUAAUGGGCUGAGGCUUGGGAAAAACUAAUGAAAAUCUUAUUGUGUGGCCAAAAAGCUAAUCUAACACGAGUAUAAAAGAAUCACAUACUAUAAACGUCAAUCUCCAUUGUACAUAUUUAUGUGGAUUUAUUAAGCUGUUUAAAUUGGAUAAACUUUCCGACCGCUCUGACCAAAAUUUGAAACCGUGAGACUAUCCGGUAAUAUGUCAGAGUCAGUGCCGUAAACUGGACCAACACAACAGUAGCGACAUCCCCACAGCCACCAGGUCAAUAAAAUCUAACUUAUUUCCUAGAACUUGAACCAGUUAUUGGUUUUAAAGGCGCUACUCUGGCGCUUCAGGCUCACCAAAUGAUCGGCACCGAGGACCUUUCCGCAUCGACUGGUAUGGACAUCAGCGAGUCCUUUCGUGCCGAGGAUCUUUCGAAGGCGGACUUUUUCGACUUUGUCACCGGACCCGACAUGGGAAUCGGUAUUGGCGUUGGUGUUGGUGUGGGCGUCGAAGCCCUAGGUGUAAGCCUACAUCAGCAACAGCACCAUCAUCAUCCCAACCACCAGCCGCAUAGUCACAACAACAACAGCCACAUUCAGGUGGUACACCAGCCAGUUUCGUCACAAUCCCAGCAACAACAAGGCCUUUGCAGCGGGACUGGAUCACGGAUCCACGACGCAGGUGGCGGUGGUACAGCGGGCGGCGGAAGUAGUGUCGUAGUGCCAGUGGUCAGUCGCAAUGGUAGCAGCAAUGGCGGUGAUCCUACGUUACAAGGAUACGAGUUCUGGAACCAGGACAAGGACAACAGCCGCCUCGACUCCAGCUCUUUCUUCGAGGAUCUAGACCGCUACUGCUGGCAACAGCAAACUGUGACAGCAUCCGCCGCCAGUAAUGGAGGAACAGCCAGCAACAACCAGCCCAGCCCCACCUCGCCACAAUCUCACCAGCAGCAGCACCAACAGCAGCAACAUCAGCAGCAGCAACCGCAGCACCAGCAGCUGCAACAGCAGCAGCAAGGAAACGCUGGCAGCUCCUCGGGGGCAUCCAGUGGAGCGGGAAGCAACAGCGACACGAUCAGCAGCCUGGACACCACCGACGGCCAGAUCUACACCCUGACAGUAUUAAACGGCGGAGAGCCUUGGCUGAAGCGCUCCGAGGCGGAGCAGCUUCCCAGUGCUCUGGAUCUGGACAGUUUGCUGGGCAGUUUUCCGGGGUACAUUAAGUCCGAAUAUCCCUAUGACGACAGCGGCUUCAGCACAGAUGGCAAGGAUGUAAUUGUGAACGGAGGAGGCGGAGGAGGAUCAGGAACAGGCAGUAUUCCCCAGGCUCAGAACCAAACGCAAACCCUACCCUCGUUGGUCACUGCCAUUUCGCUAUCCGGUGGCAACGAUUUGGGUCAGCAGUUGGCCCAGUUCCAGAACAACAAUAACGACUGGCACAUGGCGGACCACAACGCCGAAACGGAACAGAGCACGGCGGAAUCCCUUCUGAGGAGUGCGCUCCAAGGCAAGGGUUAUGGGAAGGGAUUGCACAUGCAGAACGGCCUGGUCAUGCCGGUGGUGAAGGAUGAGGACAUGCGGCGAUUACUGUUUGCAGAUGAGACGGCGGAAGCCCUGGGAUUCGCGGACUCCACACUUAGCGCUGCCCAAAUAUUCGACGAAGCCCAGGGCCUGCACAUCAACUCCCAGCACCAGCAGCAGCCACAGCAGCACAACGGCAACGCCAACAUAAUUGUGGAUGACAUGUUCGUGUCGCUGGACGCCUUUAGCGAUGAUUUCGAGAAAAUGAAGCGCAUAGCCAACGAAGUUCAGCAGUUCUGCAGUGGAGGGUCCACGGGAGCACCCACUCCAGUCGGGGACUAUGGUCCUCCGGCCGGAGGAGAUGUGCUUAUGCAAAUAUCCCCCAGUCCUAUUCAGAACUCUGCCUCGGUCCAGUUGCAGCCACCACAACCGCUGAAACCGGAGGUCAGCACGUCCACCUCCCCCAGCUCUGUUGGAAAUGCCUCCAGGUCGUCUGGUGGACCAUCCAAGCCCAAGAAGCAGUACAAACGCAGCAGCAGCAGCAACAACAACAAUCCCAAUGUUGCCAACAACAACAGCAGCAACGGCAGCAAUCCUCUGGGUGUGCUCAGCGGCAGUGGGAGUGGGAGCUCCUCCUCCAGUGGCAGUGCCAGCAGCAGCAGCAACAGUCCGCCCGCCAACUCCGGUGGCAGCUCGUCGUCCUCGUCAGGAGGUGGCCAGCGGAAGGAGCGCUCCUUGCACUACUGCUCCAUAUGCUCGAAGGGAUUCAAGGACAAGUACUCGGUGAACGUGCACAUACGCACCCACACGGGGGAGAAGCCCUUUGCCUGCUCCCUCUGCGGCAAGAGUUUCCGGCAGAAGGCCCACCUGGCCAAGCACUACCAAACGCAUAUGACCCAGAAAAACAACGGCAACCUGAUCAAAGGAAGCUCCGGCAAGCACCAGCGGUCCAGUGGCUCCUCCUCAGCAGCGGCAGCAGCAGCGGCGGCGGCGGCAGCGGCAGCUGUCUCCAUAAACCAGCGGCAAGUGGGAGUCGGAGGUGGCGUAGGGCCGCCCAGUCUGCCCGUGAUGAUCAGCAAUCCCAACACACCGCCCGGAGUGCUGCCCCCAGCCAAUGGGCUGUUAACCAAUCGGUAGUGGCCAACAGGGAGGGAACCUUCCCGGCCAAACCUAUUUCUUGUUCCUUAAUCACAAAAAGAAAGACACAAACUCAAAACACAAAUGAAAAUAAGAAACUAUACUAUAAACUAUAAAGACGCCUUAAAAAUACAAUACUCCCAACUCGAAUUUACGACAUUGAUGAAUUCCUAUUUCAGCUUUCUGUGCAAUUCCUACUAUGCCCAC
This is a messenger RNA of Drosophila bipectinata, 3362 nucleotides long. Its product is annotated as sal-like protein 1. NCBI's taxonomy places the organism in Eukaryota, Metazoa, Arthropoda, Insecta, Diptera, Drosophilidae. The record is from RefSeq and is a predicted model, not a curated record.